Molecule: messenger RNA, 23118 nt
Organism: Coregonus sp. 'balchen'
Lineage: Eukaryota; Metazoa; Chordata; Actinopteri; Salmoniformes; Salmonidae
Source: the annotation of a GenBank genome assembly
UCUGUGCAGCUCCCGUGGCAGAGAGCAGUGUCUCAGAAUAAGGUUCCAUACUACAUCAAGUGAGUUCUACUGUACUGACUGGUAACAUGCUGCUUAUGUAUGCUAGACGAAUCACUUUCUUUAUGCUUAUUUUAUGGUAACUAUUUGCAUAACAGUGGUUGAAAGGGCUGUGUGUGUGUUUUUAUAUACGCAUGUGCGGUUGGUUUUACUUGUGUGUGUGUGUAUGGGUGUGCGUGAUUCUAUUCAUACUCAGUCUUUCCAGUGGAAAGGUUUCUUUCAAAGGUUGGAUUCAGUUCUUGGAAGUUUCCACUGUUGUAAUAUUGCAUUUUAGGUGUCAUGUCAACUGUUGCUCAUUCAUUUAGCUAGAUAUUCAUGGACUCCAUUAUGGUAGGUCCAUAGCAGAGGUUUUGCAGCUUAAGAUAGGUAUCACAUUGCCCAUUGUAAUACAUUCACAGUCAAGCUAAGCAGCAGACAAUGUGUCCAUUUAAAAGGCAGAGGGGGAGAGAUAGGUUUGUGCUGAUAGCCACUCAAGAUGGCUUUGAGAGAGAGAGAGAGAGAGAGAGAGAGAGAGAGAGAGAGAGAGAGAGAGAGAGAGAGAGACGAGAGAUAUAUGAGCUAUAUGAUCUCUCUCUCUCUCGCUGCUAUCUCUCUCUCUUCUCUCUCUCUCUCGCUCUCUCUCUCUCUCUCUGUCUCUCUGCUCUCUCGCUUCUCUCUCUCGCUCUCUCUCUCUCUCUCUCCUCGCUCUCCUCGUCUCUCUUUUUUGCUCUCUCUUUUUCUGCGUUGUUUUAUCCUCCUUCUCUUUUCUGUGGCUUUUUUUUAUGGUAGAUAGUGUGGUGAAAGCGAGAUGGAUGAGAGAGCUACUGAGUGAGAGAGGGAGACGUCCCUGUGAACAGCUGAAGUUUGUUUACCCCAGGAGCUUUGCACUGGAAGGGAUCAGAGAUGAAAGGGUGAGAGAGGCUGGGAGGAGAGAAGAGGACAGGUUUAGAACUCUGGAAUCAACAACAGCUGUCUGUGAUCACAGGUGUUGGCCCUCCUCUAGUGGCUGCCCAUUGAACUCCGGGCCUUCCCCCCCACACACACACACACACACACACACACACACACACACACACACACACACACACACAUGCAUGCCAUACACGCCAUAUGUCCCUUCCUUGCCUCUGUAUUACGUAGCACAGCAACUCCACCACAGGUUUAGUUGAGCCCCACUCACAUUCAUCCUGAAUGACCCUUUAAGAAGGGAAGAAAGAAAGGGAAAUCAGCCUAUUGAAAGCCUCCCUCCAUCUCCAACACUGUGAGGCUUUCAUCUCAUUCAAAUGGAGCCACCGCCGGGAGCUACAAUACUGAGCUAUUUGCACUAUUGUGAUUAAAAAAUCUCUCAAAUCUCUAUGACUGCCCUCCCUGACCACUCUGAGGGAAUUCAAAACUUUGCCACAGCCUUCACAGGGCUAAUCGUAGGUCACUUACAGUGCAGUGACAUUACUGUGACUCCAACAUCAGGCUUUGACACAUUCAUUAGGCUCUGCCCCCCCCAACCCCCCCCCCCCCCACUCGCCUCUCUCUCUAGCUCAUCCUAUUUCCGUCCGCCCGACCGCACAAAGGCCUCUGUGCUACCCCCCCUUCCAUGGGAACAGGGACACACUGGUGAAUCAAACGGCUAGACACAGAAGCCUCGCCACCCGCUGCUCUCCACCCCAGUUGACCCCCAGCUGACCUCUAGCAUUUAAGUGGGAUCAGAUGUCUAGAACGCUGUCAGGGUGAGAAAUUGGACUGCCACUCUCUUCUGCCAACAUAAGAGCUAGCUUGAAGCUUCCCAUCAAACUCUGUGGUGUGUGUGGGGGGGGGGGGGGGGGUUCAGUUGUGGCUCAGCUUGCAACGCCAGGGUUGUGGGUUAGAUUCCCACGGGGGACCAGUAAGAAAAUGUAUGCACUCACUACUGUGAGUCGCUCUGGAUAAGAGUGUCUGCUAAAUGACUAAAAUGUAACAAAAAAAAAAUGGUUGGGUGGGUUUGUGUGUGUGUGCUCGUGCCUCUGUGCCCGUCAGGAUGUCUUUGUUGUGUUUGCGGCCGCAUUGACUCAUCAAAUUACUUUAAUUAAGUUGCUACAAUUCAAAGGGUUGAAACGUCUCUCAAAUGCAGAGUAGAAGAGGAGAGAAAAAAUGAUAAUAAAGUUUUGAGGGGAAGAACACUGUCACGGAAGAGGCAGGAAAAGUGUCUCUGAGUCGCAGAUAUUUCCCUAAUUCUAUUUCCCUUAUAUUUUAAAAUGUAAUCAGUCAUCGACUGCUCAUGAUUAUUCAUGAACGUGUCCUGCAUGACAGAGACAUAGUCCACCUCAGGAAAAAAUAUGCUGCUAUCCAUCCACACUGACUUGCGUGUCUAUGUCUCUGUGACUCUGUCUCUGGGAGUUGAUGAAGCGUCACUUCCCCAAGCAUAGCUCAGUGUUUUGCCUAGCUUUCCAUAAACUGACACUCACUGCCUACACCUUUCAUUCCAAUUUUUGGGUUGACUGCCCUGGAUGUUGGGUUUUUGGGCAUUUACAUUUGCAUUGCAUCCCAUUUUUAUAUACUGUAUACAUACAGUGCAUUCGGAAAGUAUUCAGACUCCUUCCCUUUUUCCACAUGUUGUUACGUUGCAGCCUUAUUCUAAAAUGGAUUAAAUAAAAAAAUGUCCUCAUCAAUCUACACACAAUACCCUAUAAUGACAAAGCGAAAACAGUUUUGUAGAAAUGUUCGCAAAUUUAUAAAAAAUUAAAAACUGAAAUACCUUAUUUAUAUAAGUAUUCAGACCCUUUGCUAUGAGACUUGAAAUUGAGCUAGGGGCAUCCUGUUUCCAUUGAACUUCAUUGUAGUCCACCUGUGGUAAAUUCAAUUGAUUGGACAUGAUUUGGAAAGGCACACACCUGUCUAUAUAAGGUCCCACAGUUGCAUGUCAGAGCAAAAACCAAGCCAUGAGGUCGAAGGAAUUGUCCGUAGAGCUCCGAGACAGGAUUUUGUCGAGGCACAGAUCUGGGGAUGGGUACCAAAAAAUGUCUGCAGCAUUGAAGGUCCCCAAGAACACAAUGGCCUCCAUCAUUCUUAGAUGGAAGAAGUUUAUAACCACCAAGACUCUUCCUAGAGCUGGCCGCCCAGCCAAGCAAUCGGGGGAGAAGGGCCUUGGUCAGGGAGGUGAACAAGAACCCGAUGGUCGCUCUGACAGAGCUGCAGAGUUCCUCUGUGGAGAUGGGAGAACCUUCCAGAAGGACAACCAUCUCUGCAGCACUCCACCAAUCAGGCCUUUAUGGUAGAGUGGCCAGACGUAAGCCACUCCUCAGUAAAGGGCACAUGACAGCCUGCUUGGAGUUUGCCAAAAGGCACCUAAAGGACUCUCAGACCAUGAGAAACAAGAUUUAACUCUUUGGCCUCAAUGCCAAGCGUCAUGUCUGGAGGAAACCUGGCACCAUCCCUACGGUGAAGCAAGUUGGUUAAUGUCAAUUCAACAUAAUGUUCAGAAACGAUACAUCAGUACACUGGCCUGCUGGGAUAAUCUAGUGCUGUGAAAAAAGAUGCAUCCUUUAUCUCCUGUAAUCAUCUGGUCUGGUUUGUGAUGAGGAGGAAGUAGCCAAGCCAAACAGGAAAUGCCAGGGGAAGUGGUCAUUAUGCAGAUUAUUCUAAACGCUGUAAUUAUGCUGCCUGUAUCCGAGGCAACCUGGAGCCAGGGAAAAGUAGAGUAGCAGAGUCCCCUCUGUCAUUCUAUUCACACCCGUAGAAUUAGGAAUGAGAAUUUCUAAUAAUUUAAUAUGAAUAAGAAUGUAGUAAUUUACUUCUCUGCUACAGCUUGGCCACAAGUUCUCAUAAACAUCACUUCAGAGUAGCUUAUUAGUUACAUAAAAUUCAGAAUUUCCUGGGUUUUAUGCAGUAUUCUAUCCCAGAGUCCCGUUUUAAUUAUGUUUACUCAGAGAUGUCAUUUAAUUAAGCAAUAAGGCACAAGAGGCAGUGCUGUAUCAUGAAUACAGUCACAGGUAAAUGGCCUUGUUCGGCCCGAUGCGAUAGCACAGAAAAAGUUGACUCGUCUCGUCUGGGCGCCGUUCACUCUAUAUAUGGUACUACAGAGAUCGGAGUUCUAAAGUUAUACAUUGUUUCCGAGGUCAGACAGGCAGAAGUCGAGGCUUAUAUUAACCCCCGCUGUACCAAACUAAAUGCUAGGCUGGAAGCAAGGGGAAAUAAUGCACGAGUUGAGAUAAAUAAAACGGAUGAUUCGGACAGUAACAUGAACAUGAUAUUCUUAUGGAGGCGCAGUAAUAAUUUUCAGAUGGAACUAUUAGCAGGCAUAGGUGUGUCUGUGAUGGCCAAAACAGCACCGCUUGGAACCCUGCUCGUCCAAUCAGCGUCCCUGAUCCAAACAACCAGUUUUAUAAUGAUGUUUACAGGGAAAUGUCAAGUACUGCAUCUAUUUAUGCUCAAACCGGAUUCAUCUCCAGGCUCACUGUGCUCUCUACAGUAUAUCACUCACUCACUCCCUGCUGAGGACAGGCUGUGGAGCUGCUCUCUGAGUCCCUGUCUGAGCUCUUUACCCAAAGCUCUUCUAAGCUCCAUCUUUGCACCAGAUAUUCCACAACAAUUAACUUCUAAUAGGCAUUCUAAGUAAAUGUAAUUGACUCGGAACCAUUGGUGCCAACAUGAAAAACCCUAAAUCUCAAACCGGGUUUGAGAAUGAAUGCAGUAUUCUAUAUGGCACUACCAAGCUACUUUGGUCCCCUCAGGCAGUAGCUUUAGAACAGUCAACCUAAACUCCUUGUUAAAGAAGAGGGACUUUGAUCUCUGUGUGGUUCUUCAAAUCAGAGAGAUUCUAUAACCCUGAGCUUGGUGCCAAACCAUCUCUUUCACGUUCUGGGACAUGAAUGUAUGUGUGAUCUUCAAGCCUUAACACACGUGUACAUGCAUCACAGCUCUGUCCUUGCAAUGGUUACCACAGGUAACCUUAAACUUGGGAGUUUCUGAGGAUAAAUUAGGAUGGACGACAGAGGGAGAAAGAAGGGAUGAUUGAGGAAAGAACCUGCCAACUCUGUGGGAUGUCUUCAUUAUGACAGGCCUAAGCUGCCGAUCCAGAUCCAGCGGUAGUAGUAGACAGCUAGUGUAAUCCAUUUGUUGAUUGAGCCUGUGUUUGUCAUUGCCAUUCUGCUGCUUUGCACUGAAAACAUAGUGGAAAGACUCCAGCGGGUUACCAAAUCACAGUCAACUCCUUGUGUUUCAUCUUUGGGGCUAAGGCUGGCUUCUCUUUGAUGUUCCUCCUACAGACUUAGUUGAAUGGCAACCGUUAUUGUGUUUACUCCGACUGCUGUUGGCACUGAUGGAUAGUCAUGUGCACGCUUGCAUAGCCUAGGUGUGUGUGUGUGUGUGUGUGUGUGUGUGUGUUUUUUCGUGCGUGUUUGUGCGUGUUCGUGCGUGCAUGCGCAUAUGUGCUUGGGUGUGUGUGUACACGCUUAUGCCACAACCGUGGCUAAAUCCUCAAGCUGUUCGAACAAGAGGAGAUAUGAAUUAAUUUCUGACGGCUUGGUGUCCAAAUCCUCACUGGCACACAAUAAUAUCCGGCCGGCCAUGAUUGAAUCGGCCCUUGUCUCAAAUAGCACAGCUAAAAAAAGAAACCCUGAGCUGGGCGCUCUAGUCAUAUUUGCAAUGCGCGGAAGGUGUGAAAGUGUCAGCCAUUUCAGAGCAUGAUGAAUAGGGAUGAACACAUGCUGAUGGCUUCUGUAGUCUCCCCUGUGUUCUACUGUCAGCACUUCACUUCACUGGAUAGCCUGUCUUCUCUCACGCUCUCUUUAUCUCUUUAUUUUCUCUCUCUCCCUUCCAUCUCUCUCUCUCUCUCUCUCUCUCCAACUCUCUAUCUCUCUCUCUGUGGAGACAGUCUCGCUAUGACAACCUAAUCACAGAGACACUGGCAUUCACAACAGAAUAGAUGUCAAAUUCUUACCCCACACCCAAACAUCCCAUUCCCUUGAUAUCAGUGUGGGUACAGGAAGGAAUAUUUCGCAGAAGCAGAGAAUCACUAAAAUAUAAAUCAGUUCCCUGAUCAGGUGAAGACGGGCAGUAGACAGACGGACACAAACCCCACACCUGAUGCUGUCUUCUGGAGUACUAAACUCAGCACGACGCUGCUUGAUCAGAUUCAAGUAAAAAAAAAAAAAAAUUUUAAUUUUAAAAUGUGGUUCUUGUUGAUUUGGGCUGUUUUGUCUGUGCGCUCCGCACCUGGCGGCAUUUCUCAGAAGCUGAAAUGUAAACAGGAUGGAGACGAGACAUCAACACGUCCCCCUCGUAGCUCCAGGGAGCCUGGCUGUGUGUGCUACGUACCGUACUGAGAGGAGGCCUGCGGAGAUGAGGGGUGUGUGUGUGUGUGUCCUUGUGCGUCACUCUGAAGGCCUCCUAGAUGAUUUGUAUGCUUUGGGAAUCACAAUCAGAUCCAAGUUUUGGAUUUGUAUACAUGUGCCUCUAUUAUUGAGCCGAUAAGAAAACCGGUAGACAAGGCAGAGCAAUUGAUCUGUCUGUCUGUCUGUCUCUGUGUGAGUGUGUAUGUGUGUGUGUGUGUGUGUCUGUCUGUGUCUGUGUGUGACAAAAGCCUUAUCGUUAUCCCCUGUUGUCUUCCAGCCACCAGACUCAGACUACCUGCUGGGACCAUCCAAAGAUGACAGAGCUCUACCAGUCACUUGGUAUGAAACAGACACACAGACAGACAGACAGACAGACACACAGACACACAGACACACAGACAGACAGACAGACAGACAGGCAGGCAGACAGACAGGCAGACAGACAGACAGACAGACAGACAGACAGACAGACAGACAGACAGACAGACAGACAGACAGACACACAGACAGACACACAGACACACAGACAGACUCCAGUCAUAUAAUCACAAAACAUUCACUUUCACUCAAAUAUGACACCACGCAGUAACUGCAAAGCUCACUCUCAUGCUCUCCUUCACACAGUAUCUUGCUGUCUCGCUUACACACACACACACACACACACUGACUGUAACAUCAAUUUUUAUGUAUGGGUCCCGUUGCGGUGGCGAGUGUGACUGUUCUUUAAUGAGCAGAUGGAUCAGUAAUAAGCUGUGGAACUCUGAGAACAUUUCCUAAAGGCCAACAUUCAACAAAUAUGACUCAGCUCCUCUGAGAGAGGUCUAACUAACCCAAUUACCAGCCAUUUCCAGCCCUCCCCGUGUGACUACAUAGAAAUUACACUACAGCACGUCUUUUCAACAGGUUUCCAGUUUGACAUCAUUAUUUCAUGUCAGACCGCAAUUAUCCAUUCUGUAUGAGUGAUUACAUCCCUCUGUUUUUCCUCUCUCUCUCUUUCUAUCUUUCUCUCUUUCCUUUUAGCCGACCUAAACAACGUGAGAUUUUCCGCUUACAGAACAGCCAUGAAGAGCCGUAGGCUACAGAAAGCACUGUGCUGUAAGUUUCCUUUUCCCUGCACGCACGCACACACACACACUGACACACACGCGUGUGUGUGUGUGCAACCAGGUAUGCGAUUGAGUUUGUGUGUACCUGUAUGCGUGUACAUAAUUUUGUUUUGUUGAGAUUCCACCUGUGCCGCUGUGUGUUUCAUCCCAAAAGGGAAUACAUUGUAUUCUACAAUAACCAGCUGGCUAAAGCUAUCAUUGUGUUAGUUAUUCCCUGUUGGCUGCUGACGGUUUGUGCAGAGAAAUUGUCACCUGUUCCUCUGGGUAUUACUAUACCUUGCUGCUGGUACUUAGCCAGGCUCUCUAUCAUAAUUACCCAGGUGUUACUUAAGCAGUAAUGCUGGUGGGGUGUGGUAUAUGGCCAAAAUACCAUGGAUAAGUUCUUAUAUACGACGCAACGCGGAGUGCCUGGAUACAGGCCUUAGCCGUGGUAUAUUGGCCAUAUACCAUAAACCCCAGAGGUGCCUUAUUGCUAUUAUAAACUGGUUACCAACAUAAUUAGAACAGUAAAAAUAAAUGUUUUGUCAUACCCGUGGUAUACCACGGCUGUCAGCCAAUCAGCAUUCAGGGAUCGAACCACCCAGUUUAUACUGUUAUUUAGAGAGCUCCAAACUUUACUGCUUCACUUUGUUAUUUCUGUGGUUCUGUGGUAGAGGGUAGAGUGGGUUUGUCGUGCUGAGAGUAGGGGGCAGUGAGAGAGAGUGUGUGUGUGUCGUUAUGAGUUAGUGUGGGUGUUAAUGAGUUUAGAUGAUUCGGGCGUUUUGGGUUUUAAUAUUAUAUUGCAUUAGCUUGUGAUGAUGAGAUGAGAGCUCCUUGUACGUCUGAGUGAUUUGGACUGAGGGCGUUCAGAUUCAAUUUCACCCAUUAGAUUACAAGUCAAAGCCUGAAGUCUAAAGCACAGACACAGAUCUGUAUUUAUUAGUUAUUAUAGAAUGAGGGAGGGAGGAAGGGAAGGAGAGAGAGGGGGAGGAGAGAGAAAGCAAUAGAGAGAGAGAGGGAGGAAAGAGAGAGGAAAAAAGUCUCUAUAUAUUCCUCAAACUCCUUCCCGUUAGCAGGUGUUUUGUUUUUCCUUCAUGAUCCCCCACUGAGAUGUGUGUGUCUGUGUGUAUCUCCCACACACUCGCACAGCAGGAUUCCCCUUAAACUGCUAAUUAGGUUAACUCUGCGCCGUGUCUCCAGUAUCUGUAACAUAAAUUGGUUGGCCUGCUGCCCCGGUGUCACACCACCGUCUACUCUACAGUCACCUCAUAUCCUGUCUGUGGCCGUGUUGUCAUUACAGCCUUUUGUCAUUUGCUGUGGCAGUUUCCACUGCUCUUCGACAUUUUGGAAUGUUCUUUGUUGCCAUUGAGUGGUCUCAGUAAACAACUAUGAAAAAUCUAAAAGUCCCUCCCUCCCUCCCUCCAGUGGAUCUGUUGGAUCUGAAUGUGGCCCAGAGCACCUUCGAGCAGCACAAGCUUACCCAGAAUGCCCAGCUGCUGACGGUGCCUGACGUCAUUAACUGUCUGACGUCCAUCUACGAUGGGCUGGAGCAGCAGUACAAGGACCUGGUCAAUGUUCCGCUGUGUGUCGACAUGUGUCUCAACUGGCUUCUCAAUGUAUAUGACACGUACGUGGACACACACAAACACACACACACACACCUUGUAGAAGUCAUUUUCUCUCGUAAAAAAAAUACAUUAAAAUGGUCCACUGUGUGUGUGUUUCCUCUAUAGUGGACGCAGUGGGAAGAUCCGUGUCCUGUCCAUGAAGAUAGGAUUGCUCUCGCUCUCCAAGGGCCAUCUGGAGGAGAAAUACAAAUGUAAGUACCAAACAUCCCACAAAAACCCUUUCACACACAUAGCAUACACAGAAACACUCACACACUGAAGUGAAUAAAUAAUACAACUUUAUCAAUCUCUGAUAGACUUAAAUCACACUUUGACACACACACACACACUGAGGUGAAUUGAGAACAGCCCCAAUGCCAGGCUGUAAUCCCAGCUCAGUUACCCAGGGUGCCGAUCGGCUGCACCGUGUCAGAGGACGCCAGUGAAUGGCCCAUCUAAUUGGAUGUGAGACCUCCCAUUUGUUUUGUAUUUUAUUGUAUUUAUUUAUUUUGUUUCAUUGCACGGGACUUAGGGAUGUGGCUAGGGCUGCUGCACUCGGGGAGUACGCUUUGUCGUUUCAGAAAACAUGCGUUCUGUCCUCACUUUGUUCCCUUGGUCCUCUCAUUUUCUCCUCUCGCUCUGUUCUCCCCUUCUAUCUCUUCCCUCUCCCUCUCUACCUUUCCUCUCUCUGUCCUCUCCCUCCAUAGUUUCCUUCUCUACCCCUCCUGUGACGUGGAGUCUGUCCCUGAGCCUAUUCGUUCCACUGGCAAUUUCUAUUAGUCUCAAAAAGAGAUCAAGCAUGGUUGGGCGAGUCCCUCUCGUUUAGGGUCACAUUGGUUGUCAGGCCCAGACACCCAUCCACAGCAACUCACUAAAUCACCAGUAGCACAAUCCACCACUGCAAAAUAGAACCCAGCUACAUAGCAAUUUGACUCUCAAUUUGAUACCUUGUGUAUAUAUCAAUUAUAAUUGUAGGGCAGGACGUUUGAGUCAGAGUAGAAAUAUUAAGAAAGUCUGGGGCUCAUAUGAUUUGGAGUUUCAUGACAACGAUGUCCUACGUAGUGGCUAUAAAGGCUUAUGAAGCUGAUACGCAUUGCUGCUCAUGGUUGAAUAAGUAUGCCCGGCUCAUACUCUAGGGAAGUGCACUAUCGAAGAACUGCCAUCGCUACUCAAGGAGACGUGGAGGCAGGUUCACAAACACACACACACAGAGAGUAUUGAAAGAACAGCCAUAGUUACUUAACUUAAUGCAAGCUGACAUCAAGGCUGGUUUGUGCACAUGCAGACACUUGCAUGCACGCACACACACAUGCACGGUAUCAUAGAAUCGCCAUUACCACUCCACUUAAGGAGAGCUGACAUCAAGGCAGGGUCUCACACAGAGAUCAAAGACAUCACCAGGCAGAUAGGCGAGUCACACCCCACCCCCCCGCUCUCGAUCGCCUUUCUCACUCUCUACUGUCUUCUUUCUCUCUCUCAAUCGUUCUUGCCGGCUAUACUGCAUCCCUGUCUUUUCUCGCUCUCUCCAGCUCUCUCUCUCGCUCUCUCGAUCUCUCAAUUCAAUUCAAAGGGCUUUAUUGGCAUGGGAAACAUAUGUUUACAUUGCCAAAGCAAAUGGUAUAGACAAUAAACUAAAGAGAAAUAAACAAGGGAAACAUUAGUCAACAUUACACCCACAAAAGUUUUUAAAGAAUACAGACAUUUCAAAUGUUAUAUUAUGUACAGUGUUGUAACAAUGUGCAAGUAGUUGAAGUAUGAAAGAGAAAAUAAAUAAACAGAUACAUUUAGGUUGUAUUUACAAUGUUGUAUAAUUUGUAUUUUGUAUUUUUUGGGGGGGUCGAUCAGCUUUAAUAUUGCAGAUAGAUUGUGGCUUCCAUCAAUGUAAUUGUCUGCAUCAUUUCCAAUAUAUAUUUUGUAAAUGUAUAUAUAAUAUAUAUAUAUAUAUAUUUUUUUUCCUUUAUUAUUUCCCCCUAACCUUACCACCCCUCCCCUAAUUGAAGUAAACAAUGUUGUUUGUGCUCCACUGGUUGCCCUUUUCUCAUGGCAACAGGCCACAAAUCUUGCUGCUGUGACUGCACACUGCAGUAUUUGGCCUAACAGAUAUGGGAGUUCAUCAAUGUUUGUCUCUCUCUCUCUCUCUCUCUCUCUCUCUCUCUUUAUCCUAUCUGUGAGUAACAAGGCAGAAAGAGCCCUGACAAGAAUCAACUGAGCUGUUGCAUUCAAUUUUGGUUUUGUUUUGUUUUACGACUUAAACAAAAAUAUAGUGUGUGUACGUCUAGACGAGAGGUUUCCCUUCUCAACGAUGGGCAGAUGCCCUGUCAUACCCUCAGAGCAGGGGUUGAUGGGGAAUUGAUUGCUCUCCUGUGAUAGUUGAGGAGAUAAGCGAUUACAGAGACAGAGGGUAAAAUAGGGAUAGAGGGAGGGGAAGAGCGAGAGGGAGGGCGGGAGAGAGGGAGGGCGGGAGAGAGGGAGGGCGGGAGAGAGGGAGGGCGGGACUGUCGAUUCCUCUGGGUUGUAUUCUGACAGGGUUGCUCAGCUCACCAGGACUCCUCUACUCUAUCUUCUCCUCCCUGAGCUCUGAUAGAUGACUACCCACAUAGGGCUAUUAAUACACACACACAACACGCUGACUCAUACAACAUACUCACUGAUAAAGAGUGACAGUGGAGGCUUGGAUGAAAAACUGUAUUUGUGUAGUCUCACCCCCCCCUCCCCUUCUCUCUUCCCCUUCUCUCUCUCUCUCUCUCUCUCUCUCUCCUCCAGACCUGUUCAGUCAGGUGGCGUCGUCGGGGGAUACGUGUGACCAGAGACAGCUGGGUCUGCUGCUCCACGACGCCAUCCAGAUACCACGGCAGCUGGGAGAGGUCGCCGCCUUCGGAGGGAGCAACAUUGAACCCAGCGUCCGGAGCUGCUUCCAGCACGUAUGUAUACACACACACAAGCGUUCACACACACAGCAACACAUUGUGUUUAUUGACACACACACACCUUGUAUUAUUGCGGUUGAAAGUACCAUAACGUUGUCACUAUAGCCACUAUAACCAAUAUGGCCAACUAUGAACGUUCAAAUGCAAGGUUGGCUGGUCCCUGUCCUUGGGUUCACAUUGCAUUUUUCUAUUUUCCCUGACUCGUGUUUCGUCAGUCAUAAAUUCAGUGGCGGCAUUAAAUUAGGAAGCAGUAAAUUUCCCUGAUUUCGCCACUCGGGCUCCUAAAAUAGCAUGGUGAUGGAGCUCGGCUGACAUUGGGAAUGUCACACAGAGUUUAACAGUUUAACAGGAGCCACUACCAACCUGUCUUUACAGUCCCUUCUCCUGUCGCUUCACCACUCUUAUCUACCUACAACCUUCUCUUUCCUUUAUCUCCCCCCAUUUCACACACACAUACAUUUUUUAAAUAUAUUUUUUUAUUUAACUAGGCAAGUCAGUUAAGAACAAAUUCUUAUUGAUGGCCUACACCGGCCAAACCGGGACGACGCUGGGCCAAUCGUGCGCUGCCCUAUGGGACUCCCAAUCACAGCCGGUUGUGAUACAGCCUGGAAUCGAACCAGGGGGUCUGUAGUGACGCCUCAAGCACUGAGAUGCAGUGCCUUAGACCGCUGCGCCACUCGGGAGUCCAUUAACAUUAACACACACAUACACACACACACAUACACUAACACACACAUCCACACCACCAUUACAUUUACAUUUACGUCAUUUAGCAGACGCUCUUAUCCAGAGCGACUUACAGUUAGUGCAUACAUUAUUCUUUUUAAUUUUCAUACCCCAUGGGAAUCGAACCCACAACCCUGGCGUUGCAAACGCCAUGCUUUACCAACUGAGCUACCUCCCUGCCGGCCAUUCCCUCCCCUACCCUGGACGACGCUGGGCCAAUUGUGCGCCGCCCCAUUGGUCUCCCGGUUGCGGCCGGCUACAGCAGAGCCUGGAUUCGAACCAGGAUCUCUAGUGGCACAGCUAGCACUGCGAUGCAGUGCCUUAGACCACUGCGCCACUCGGGAGACGAGUGAUAUUCACGGCACAAUUCCUAAUGCAUUACAGGCAGACGGUUGAUGGUUGACUGAUGACUGACCUCCCUGUAUCAGCCAGAAAGUGCAGAGCAGUCACCCACACAUUUGGUUUAAUGGGGCAGUAAUGAACGAGGUGGGGGCCCAUAAAUACGGCCUGUUUUACGGUCCUCAACCUCACUCCUCACUCCCUUUCGCCAUCCAUCCAUCCUCCUCCCUCCAAGGGGUAAUUGAUCUGUAACUGCCGUAACUCUGCCACCUAGACGAUGUGAGGGGACAGGAGGGGAGGGAGACAGGUGGAGGAGAGAGGAAGAGAAGAGAGGGAGGAAGAUUUAGGGAAGUAUAGGUGGAGGUGUCUGCUCUCUGGCUCUAUGCCUUGACACUCCAGAGCUGGUUCUUCAUGUCUCCAUCUGUCUGUGUGUGUGAUCUCAGGGUUCUAUGACUUCUAUCUGACAUUUAGCCCUAACAGAGCUAGAGGUCACAGAACAGACACACACACACACAGGGAUAGGUUUUCAACAUUCCCCUCUUUGACCCAAGCCAUGUUGAUUCUCAGUGCGUGUUUGCAGUGUGUGUGCAUGCGAGCAUGUUGUGACCUGUGGACAAUUUCUUCCUCGAGUCCCAAGAGUUCCCUCUCAGAAUGUUUACUCAAUGACCUUUGUGGGUAGCCGUGGCAACUGAAAGGUCAGAUGUGUGGGCUGUGUUUUGUACAGCAGCCGUCUUGAGGUGUAAAGGGAUUUAAUACCCACUAUAGGUUCCUAAACUUUUUCACACGGGCCCCCUUUCCAGCAUUGGGGAACAUCCCGCGCCGUCUAUUUCUAUGGGCACAAACACAGUUCAUGACACAAACUGUUCACACACAUCUUGUUGGUGGAGAGAAUUUUGUAGGUUUAAAGCUUAUUUCCUGCAAUUCUACAAAUGUUGUCAUGGGGUGCCAUGAAAAUCUUGCCAUUUUAAAGCACAUGUUCUUGCACUUCUAUAAAUUCUCCAUGUCUGAUGUGUAUUCAUGUGAUAUUUGAGUGACUAAAAAAUUACAACUAAAUCUAUGGGCUAAAAUCCCUUGCUAAAAAAACGUUAGCUGACAUGGGCUAGUUGAUCUGGACAUUUCUGACAAGUUAUAAAUAGCUCUCUAAGGUAUGCAAUGACUUACAUGACAAGAGGAACUGAUGAUGCAUUACCUUGUGCAUUCUACUAUAACAACUUUCAAGAGUAAGUUUAAAGCCGGACUGAGUUCCUUUAAAACAUUUAUUUAUUUAUUUUUUGUUGCCGGGAUGUCACGUGCAUCACACUUAUAUCAGUACACUCGUAACAACCGAAGAAUUACGAAACUUCAAAACUUCUGUUAGAUCAAAUAAGCCUCACGUAUCAAAAUAGCAAUUAAUUUUCAUCUUGAAUAAAUUCGACAAUCUCUCAUUCCACCCAUACAAAAACUCCUCACUUAGUAAUUAAUGACCUGCUUAACAUGGACAGAUUCUGGGCGGAGUAAACCCUCUCACUUUGUCUCUUCCUCUCUGGUAUAGUGAACUACUUUUGAUAUGGGCCCUGGUCAAAAGUAGUGCACUUUAUUUAAGGAAUAGCGUGCCAUUUCGGACGCAGCCUAGUAGUUGAAUUGACUUUGAUUUGACACCCGCAUUUCUUCUUUCCUCUUCCUGUCCAGGUGACCAAUAAGGUGGAGCUGGAGCCCAGGCAGUUUGUUGAUUGGAUGAGGCUGGAGCCCCAGUCUAUGGUAUGGCUUCCUGUGCUACACAGAGUGGCGGCUGCUGAGACCGCCAAGCACCAGGCCAAGUGUAACAUCUGUAAAGAGUGCCCCAUUGUAGGGUUCAGGUAAACACACACACUUAGACCCACGUACGCACGAAUGUGCACACACACACACUCACACACAGCAACUUUGCGUUCAACGUUAGCUCCUUAACACACACUUUCAUACAGAGCAAGAGAAGCUGUACAUUGAAUACACCCACCCACACACACAUUUUCUAAUGCUCACACACACCCACCCAACACACACUCACACACACAGGGGAUUGAUGGUGUGCUGGUCUCCCUGCUCUGAGUGAAGCAGAAAGGGCAGGCCUGCUCCGGAGGGCAGGCAUUUAUCUAAAUGUCAGCAGCUGAUACACUCCUGACUAAAUACCGUCUGGAGAAGGACGUCUAGAAUCACGCACGCACGCAUACACACACACACACACACAAAGGGACGUCCACUGGGUACUGGGGGUUAGGGUCUCAAAGACUCUCACUGCUUUCUCUCUCUUUCUCUCGCUAUCUCUGUCUCUCUCUGUCUCUCUCUCUCACACACACACACACACCACCUUCUGACAUAAUGUCAGAAGAGUUCAUUAGAAUCACACUCUUAUGAUUAAACAGACCUCAGAUAUCCACAGGCUAAACACAAUAUUGUUUAGGGGUAUGAUAUCAGUCACCAUGCUAACCAGAGCCUAGUGUCUAGUGUAAUGUUUAUCUCUGGUCCCUCACUAAGUAGUUACACCAGCUAGAGAAUGUCUGACAGAAAUACCAGCAGACAUUUGACAGAACACAAGCUUUUAGAGGUCUGUCAUUGAUCGAAGGUAAGGAGGGAUAGAAAGAGAGGGCAAGUAGGAAGAGAGACAGGGUAAGGAGAGAGAGAGAGAUAGAGAGAGAAAGCUGAAAAAAUGUGGAUUGAAUAGUGUUGCACAGUCUAGACUUGAGGUUCCCAAUGGCCAACACCCUAUUCUAAAGCAGAGCUGGUUAUCCAGUGAUAAUGCAAAGUAGAAUAUACACUGAGUGUACAAAACAUGAACACCUUUCAAUGACAUAGACUGACCAGUUAACUUGUUAAAUCCACUUCAAUCAGUGUAGAUGAAGGGGAGGAGACAGGUUAAAGAAGGAUUUUUAAGCCUUGAGACAAUUAAGACAUGGAUUGUGUAUGUGUGGCAUUCAGAAGGUGAAUGGGCAAGACAAAAUAUUUAAGUGCCUUUGAACGGGGUAUGGUAGUAGGUGCACUCAACAGUUUCCCUUGUGUAUCAAGAAUGGUCCACCACCCAAAGGACAUCCAGCCAACUUGGCACAACUGUGGGAAGCAUUGGAGUCAACAUGGGCCAGCAUCCCUGUGGAACGCUUUCGACACCUUGAAGAGUCCAUGCCCCAACGAAUUGAGGCUGUUCUGAGGGCAAAGGGGGGUGGAGGGGUGCAACUCAAUAUUAGGAAGGUGUUCUUAAUGUUUUGUACACUCAGUGUAGAUCCCAUAGUCAUUAAUUAGUGGCCGUCUGUGUCAAGGCUAAUGAAAGAUGUCUGUGUAGUAAUACGCUGCAUGUUGCUGUGUAAUGGGGCGUGGGACGUGGGGUGUACUGUGCUCUACUGUCUGAUGUAUUGCUAUGGGCUCUGUCAUCAAUCAGAUUACCUUAGAGAGAGAGAGAGCGACCGCUCUCAACGAGCUGUAUAAGGCCAUAAGCAAAAAAUGCUCAUCCAGAAGUGGCGCUCCUAGUGGCCGGGACUUUAAUGCAGGCAAACUUACAUCCGUUUUACCUCAUUUCUACCAGCAUGUCACAUGUGCAACCAGAGGAAAAAAAACUCUAGACCACCUUUACUCCACACACAGAGACGGAUACAAAGCUCUCCCUCACCCUCCAUUUGGCAAAUCUGACCAUAAUUCUAUCCUCCUGAUUCCUGCUUACAAGACAAAUCUAAAGCAGGAAGUACCAGUGACUCGCUCAAUAAGGAAGUGGUCAGAUGACGCGGAUGCUAGCUAUAGGACAGUUUUGCUCGCACAGACUGGAAUAUGUUCCGGGAUUCAUCCAAUGGCAUUGAGGAGUAUACCACCUCAGUCACCGGCUUCAAUAAGUACAUCGACGACAUCGUCCCCACAGUGACCGUAUGUACAUAUCCCAACCAGAAGCCAUGGAUUACAGGCAACAUCCGCACCGUGCUAAAGGCUAGAGCUUCCGCUUUCAAGGAGCGGGACACUAAUCCGGACGCUAAUAAGAAAUCCCGCUAUGCCCUCAGACGAACCAUCAAACAGGCAAAGUGUCAAUACAGGACUAAGAUUGAAUCCUACUACACCGGCUCUGAUGCUCGUCGGAUGUGGCAGGGCUUGCAAACUAUUAUGGACUACAAAGGGAAACCCAGCCACGAGCUGCCCAGUGAUGCAAGCCUACCAGACGAGCUAAAGGCCUUUUAUGCUCGCUUCAAGGCAAGCAACACUGAAGCAUGCAUGAGAGCACCAGCUGUUCCAGACGACUGUGUGAUCACGUUCUCCGUAGCCGAUGUGAGCUAGACCUUUAAACAGGUCAACAUUCACAAGGCCGCGGGGCCAGACGGAUUACCAGAAUGUGUACUCAGAGCAUGCGCGGACCAACUGGCAAGUGUCUUCACUGACAUUUUCAACCUCUCCCUGACCGAGUCUGUAAUGCCUACAUGUCCCUGUGCCCAAGAAUGCGAAGGUAACCUAAAUGCCUAAAUGACUACCGCCCCGUAGAACUCACGUUGGUAGCCAUGAAGUGCUUUGAAAGGCUGGUCAUGGCUGACAUCAACACCAUCAUCCCAGAAACCCUAGACCCACUCCAAUUCACAUACCGCCCCAACAGAUCCACAGAUGACGCAAUCUCAAUCGCACUCCACACUGCCCUUUCCCACCUGGACAAAAGGAAUACCAAUGUGAGAAUGCUGUUCAUUGACUACAGCUCAGCGUUCAACACCAUAGUGCCCACAAAGCUCAUCACUAAGCUAAGGACCCUGGGACUAAACACCUCCCUCUGCAACUGGAUCCUGGACUUCCUGAUGGGCCGCCUCCAGGUGGUAAGGGUAGGUAACAACACAUCUGCCACGUUGAUCCUCAACACGGGGGCCCCUCAGGGGUGCAUGCUUAGUCCCCUCCUGUACUCCCUGUUCACCCACGACUGCGUGGCCAAACACGACUCCAACACCAUCAUUAAGGUUGCUGACGACACAAUAGUGGUAGGCCUGAUCACCGACAACGAUGAGACAGCCUAUAGGGAGGAGGUCAGAGACCCGGCAGUGUGGUGCCAGGACAACAACCUCUCCCUCAACGUGAGCAAGACAAAGGAGCUGAUCGUGUACUACAGGAAAAGGAGGGCCGAACACGCCCCGAUUCACAUCGACGGGGCUGUAGUGGAGAGGGUCGAGAGUUUCAAGUUCCUUGGUGUCCACAUCACCAACAAACUAUCAUGGUCCAAACACACCAAGACAGUCGUGAAGAGGGCACAACAACACCUUUUCCCCCUCAGGAGACUGAAAUGAUUUGGCACAGGUCCCCAGAUCCUCAAAAAGUUAUACAGCUGCACCAUCAAGAGCAUCCUGACCGGUUGCGUCACCGCCUGGUAUGGCAACUGCUCGGCAUCUGACCGUAAGGCCCUACAGAGGGUAGUGCGUACGGCCCAGUACAUUACUGGGGCCAAGCUUCCUGCCAUCCAGGACCUCUAUACUAGGCGGUGUCAGAGGAAGGCCCAAAAAAUGGUCAAAGACUCCAGUCACCCAUGUCAUAGACUGUUCUCUUUGCUGCUGCACGGCAAGCGGUACCGGAGCGCCAAGUCUAGGUCCAAAAGGCUCCUUAACAGCUUCUACCCACAAACCAUAAUUAAACUAUAUUUCUUGAACUGCAUUGUUGGUUAAGGGCUUGUAAGUAAUCAUUUCACUGUUGUAUUCGGCGCAUGUGACAAAUAUUCUUUGAUUUUAUUUGAUUAUAUUGCCUGAAUUCUGCCCAUCUCAAUUUAUGGAUGUCUUUUAUAUUCUGUUUUGAGCACGAUGAUAAGGUGCAUUGGGAUAGAGCUGCAGGUGUCAUUCAGAAUUUUAGACCGUGGGUUUGGGUGUGUAUGUGUGCUCCAUUUUGAUCUUCACAGAGGAAUUGGCGAGAAAAAGUGGUGACAGAAAAUCGGUAGCUCCCUGUGAGGCCCUGGAAUAGCCAAGUUGAGAGCAGGACACACACACGUAUGUGAGAGACAUGCAAGAGAAAUUGAGAAAUCUCAUCACACUUUAUUCUCUUAUUUCUCUACUCUCUCUCUCUCUCUCUGUCUCGAUCGAAUCAAGGUGGCUAUAUUCACGUCAGGAAUUUAGUGAAAAGUGUCAGCCUAUUUCCAACACACCUCCUUGUUAUUGCAUUUCCAUUUUCAUUUUUUGAUUGCAUUCAGUAGCGUCUAUGAAUCAAAUGAUUAUGAAGACAGAAAUGUAUGAAAGCGUGUAUUCUUAUUUUAAAUGUAUGUAGUUCUGUCCUUGUGAUGUACUUGUCUAUUAAUGUUAUGUAUUAUGUCAUGUCUCAUGUUUUGUGUGAACCCCAGUAAGAGUAGCUAAUGGGGAUCCUAAUAAAAUACUAAUACUAUCCAUUUCCCUUCAUCCCUAGGUAUCGCAGUCUGAAGCACUUUAAUUAUGACGUGUGUCAGAGCUGCUUCUUCUCUGGACGAACCGCUAAGGGCCACAAGCUCAACUACCCCAUGGUGGAGUACUGCACGCCGGUGAGGAACACACACACAUACUCACACACACACACACACACACACACACACACACACACACACACACACGCACACACACACACACACACACACACACACACACACACACACACACACACACACACACACACACACACACACGCACCUCUGUGCCACCUUAUUCUCCAAAUCACUGAUUUCUGAAACUUGUCCUGCCUUCUACAUCAACUUCUUCAGGAGCCCGGAACGCAAAUUGGAUUCGACCGAGCGAACAGUAAAAGACUUCUGUUCUUUGAGCUGUUUAUAAUUUCUGAAAGGCAUUUUUCACACACUAUGAUUGAGUGACAGUUUCAGGUGAGAGGGAGGGAGGGGAUUUGCAGAAAUUGAACAGUCUUCUCUUUUUAGAUUAGUAGAGCUCACGCACAGCGUUGGAAUAUUGCUGAAUGUCACACUUCGACUGGUAGGGGAAUAUGUUUAUUUUCUUUUGGUGAUUUAAUUUAGUUUUUCAAUCUCCAAAUGUGAUAGCCUGGAUAUUGAUACAGACCACCAGCCACGAGGAACAGCAAUCACUCCUGUCCUGGCUAUGUAAUGCUAGCUGCCUCCAGUGACUGUGGGAUGAAAACGUUAUACAAGUCAUGUUUAAGCAUGGGCAAAUAAUAUUAUAGCUUUCAGUUAUGAAGCAGAAAGUCAAACUGCAAUGUCAGACUCCUCACCCAUACACAAUCAGGCCUUUCUGUUUCUGACUUAGACCCAUUUCAGACAGAUUAUAGUAUAUUAUAUUCAUGCCGUCCCUGGGAGGGGUGCGUCACUUGAGUGGGUUGAGUUACUGACGUGAUCUUCCUGUCUGGGUUGGCGCCCCCCCCCUUGGUUUGUGCUGUGGUGGAGACCUCUGUGGGCUAUACUCGGCCUUGUCUCAGGAUUGUAAGUUGGUGGUUGGGGAUAUCCCUCUAGUGGUGCGGGGGCUGUGCUUUGGCGGAGUGGGUGGGGUUAUAUCCUUCCUGUUUGGCCCUGUCCGGGGGUUUCUUCGGAUGGGGCCACAGUGUCUCCGGACCGCUCCUGUCUCAGCCUCCAGUAUUUAUGCUGCAGUAGUUUAUGUGUCGGGGGGCUGGGGUUAGUUGGUUAUACCUGGAGUACUUCUCCUGUCUUAUCCAGUGUCCUGUGUGAAUUUAAGUAUGCUCUCUCUAAUUCUCUCGUUCUCUCUUUCUCUCUGAGAACCUGAGCCCUAGGACCAUACGUCAGGACUACCGGGCAUGAUGACACCUUGCUGUCCCCAGUCCGCCUGGCCUUGCUGCUAUUCCAGUUUCAACUGUUCUGCCUGCGGCUACGAAACCCCUACCUGUCCCAGACCUGCUGUUUUCAACUCUUAAUGAUCGGCUAUGAAAAGCCAACUGAGAGACCUGAGCCCUAGGACCAUACGUCGGGACUACCGGCCGUGGUGACUCCUUGCUGUCCCCAGUCCGCCUGGCCUUGCUGCUAUUCCAGUUUAAACUGUUCUGCCUGCGGUUAUGGAACCCCUACCUGUCCCAGACCUGCUGUUUUCAAACUCUUAAUGAUCGGCUAUGAAAAGCCAACUGAGAUUUAUUCCUGAUUAUUAUUUGACCAUGCUUGUCACUUAUGAACAUUUUUGAACAUCUUGGCAUGGUUCUGUUAUAAUCUCCACCCGGCACAGCCAGAAGAGGACUGGCCACCCCUCAUAGCCUGGUUCCUCUCUAGGUUUCUUCCUAGGUUUUCGCCUUUCUAGGGAGUUUUUCCUAGCCACCGUGCUUCUACACCUGCAUUACUAGCUGUUUGGGGUUUUAUAUUACCUGUAAAAAAUAUUAGCCAAUGUUUAUAGGACCCCCCUUCAAACAACCCCUUAUUUACCACUUUUAUUUUACGUAUACACCUUUUAUACAUAUCAGUGGGUAACUGGCAAAUUGGGAGGGGUGGGGUCAGUGGGUUGUUGUUAAACAAUGGGGGCUGUUUGCAUUUCAAAUGAGGGAGGUGUUAAACAAUGGAAGUGUUAAUUAAUUGACCUGCAAAAAAGUAGAGAACCAUUUACACAAACCUGAUACCUGUAUUUUGGUUACAGGGUCUGUGAAAAUGCAGGAAUCAUGACUAGGUCUUUAGGUGGUUUUUAUUUUUCCUUUUUUUACCACCCCUUUCAGAUAAAAUGCAGGCAAAAAGAAGCAGGCAUGGUAAAUGAGUGAGAUUUCGGUCUGUGUAUGAAAGGGAUAUUAGUGUAAGCUAUUAAAUUGAUGAGUUUGAAAUUGUGGAUUCUUGGCUGUCUGAACCAUUUUACUGGAGAAGACCUAACAAAACAGUGACGUUACACCUUUGAUUCUCACUGUUACUUCAGAACCACAGUCCACUUGGAGGAAUAAAUACUUUAUUACACACCAUGUGUUGAAUAGAGAUACUCUUUUAUUAAAUGAAAUCAAACUUAUUUCCUCAGAGAGUAGCCCCUCUCUAAACCAACAAUAGCACAUUUACAAUACCCUCUCUUCCACACAGAAACAAAACACAUUUGAUGGUACUUUAAUGUCUCCAAAAAGGAUAAAGUACAUAUUAAUACUAAGGCACAGCAGAUGCCUAGGACCAUAACCUGAUUUAGGAGGUAAAGAUCAAUAUGAUGCUGUGUAAAAUGGGGCCGCCGUGGGUCCCAUUGCAGUCAUUUUAGAAACAUUUUCUCAUAUCAGUCCCACUGUUUAUUUGAUGUGCACAAUAUUGCUUUUUCAUUUGAUUGUUCCCACAUUGCUAGUAUUAAUUAUUCAGCAAAAACAUGGUAGAAUAAAUUGUGUGCUGUGGUCUAUUCGGUCUUCCGAAGUAGUUGUUUGGGCACAAGUUUGACAAGUCUCUAUUGUGAUUUUACGGACUCUUCUCUAGCCCAGUAGCCUACCUGCCACAACACACUACUCAAGCUCCACACACAAACCUUCCUUCUCAAGUACUGAGAUGUCUCUUUCUCUCUCUCUCUCUCUCUCUCUCUCUCUCUCUCUCUCUCUCUCUCUCUCUCUCUCUCUCUCUCUCUCUCUCUCUCUCUCUCUCUCUCUGGGUGUGUUGUGGUCUACAUAUUAGUUGAAAGCCGUAUGAACUCAUUAGAAUGUGUGUGUUCCUUUGCGUCACAGUGUGUUUAUGUGUGUUCCCCUGCUUCGGUGUGUGUUUGCAGAAGUUGAAUCUCCCUAGCUGUUCCCUGAAUCCUAGGAAGAACAAUUCCUCUUUAGGUCAGGGCACUGUGGUAAUUUGACUUUCACUGGCAAAGCAGAAUCCGCCACUCUCUGAGAAUGUAUUUGCUAAUGAACUCCUUCUUAUAAACUUUCUCACCCCUUUCUCACUCUUCCAGACUACUUCGGGUGAGGACAUGCGUGAUUUCACCAAGGUGCUGAAAAACAAGUUCCGCUCCAAGAAGUACUUUGCCAAGCACCCCCGGCUGGGCUACCUACCGGUCCAGACGAUUCUAGAAGGAGACAAUAUGGAGACGUAAGUACCUGGGAGGAAGGGGGUUGUUGUGUUGCCUGGGUGAGCCCUCUAUCAACACUUUAAUUUACACUUCCGGUCUGUAAACCGUUAUACCCCCUGGCAUACUCAGGCCAUAUAUCUCCUGUGUUGCACAGAGCUGCUGCUCUACUUUGGAGUGAGUCUGUCUCGAUUUACACCGGUCGCCCGCUCAGACACACA